This is a messenger RNA of Aedes albopictus (Asian tiger mosquito), 1867 nucleotides long. Its product is annotated as probable maltase. The coding region runs from base 52 to 1791 and encodes 579 amino acids. Gene Ontology annotation, biological process: carbohydrate metabolic process. The transcript has 3 exons. The record is from RefSeq and is a predicted model, not a curated record. NCBI's taxonomy places the organism in Eukaryota, Metazoa, Arthropoda, Insecta, Diptera, Culicidae.
CCUCGACAUCAGUCAACCGAUAUCAGUUAUCCACUGAUCGGAACAGGCAAAAUGAAGAUCUUCAUACCUCUAUUAACCACCCUCCUAGUAGGGCUGACCACUGCUCUAGACUGGUGGGAGCACGGAAACUUCUACCAGGUCUACCCACGAUCCUUCAAGGAUUCCGAUGGUGACGGAAUUGGUGAUCUGGAUGGAAUCACCGAAAAGCUGCAAUAUCUAAAGGACAUUGGCAUGGACGGAGUUUGGUUGUCACCGAUCUUCUCUUCACCGAUGGCUGAUUUUGGCUACGACAUUUCAAACUUCCGUCAGAUUCAGACCGAAUACGGAGAUCUGGAUGCUUUCCAGCGCUUGUCCGACAAGUGUAAGGAACUGGGCUUGCAUCUGAUCUUGGAUUUCGUCCCGAACCAUACUAGCGAUCAGCACGAAUACUUCAUUAAGUCUGUGGAAAAAGACGAGACCUACAAGGAUUUCUACGUCUGGCACCCAGGUGUAGAUGGACCUAACAACACCAAGGUUCCGCCAUCGAACUGGAUCAGCGUGUUCCGUGGAUCUUCCUGGGAAUGGAAUGAGCAGCGCGGGGAGUUUUACCUGCAUCAAUUUUUGAAGGAGCAACCGGAUCUUAACUAUCGCAAUCCUGCUGUAGUUGAAGAGAUGAAGAACGUGCUGCGGUAUUGGUUGGAUCGUGGAGUUUCUGGGUUCAGAAUUGAUGCCGUGCCGUAUCUGUUUGAAAGUGGCGAGUCCGACGGACGUUAUCGCAAUGAACCAGAGAGUCGAGCCACCGACGAUCCCGAGAAUCCAGCCUACUUGACCCAUACGCAAACCAUGGAUCAGCCGGAAACCUACGACAUGAUCUAUCAAUGGCGCGCAGUUUUGGACGAAUAUUCCCAGAAAGACAACAGAACUCGUAUCAUGAUGACCGAGGGCUAUACAAGUCUUCCGAAGAUCAUCGAGUUCUUUGGUAACGCUACCGCUAACGGGGCACAGAUACCGUUCAACUUCGAAGUGAUCAGUAACAUCAAGAAGACCAGCACUGGCGCUGACUUUGCCAAAUACGUCAAAAACUGGCUGGAUGCCAAACCAGCGAACAGACGUUCCAACUGGGUGCUUGGAAAUCACGACAACCCUCGUAUUGGAUCUCGUCUUGGUGAGAACAAGAUCGACUUGUACAACAUUGCUCUGCAAACGUUGCCGGAUAUUGCCGUCACGUACUACGGCGAGGAAAUCGGAAUGCUCGAUCAGUGGAUUCCUUGGAAUGAGACCGUUGAUCCGGCUGCCUGUAGAUCGGACGAAGCCACCUAUACCGCUUACUCUCGAGAUCCAGUUCGUACCCCAAUGCAGUGGGACAAUGAAAAGAACGCCGGUUUCUCUACAGCAGCUAAAACAUGGCUUCAGGUUGCGGAUAACUAUAAGACCCUCAACGUCAAGGUUCAGGACCGCGCCCGCAAGAGUCAUCUGAAGAUAUUCAAGAAGCUGACCAAAUACCGAAAGCGCCAAAUUCUGACCGAAGGAGACCUGGACAUCCAGGUGUCCGGGGAGAAUCUACUCGUGUACAAACGGAAGGUCGACAAGGUGGGCUACGUGGUUGUGGCGCUAAACUUUGGCACGGAACCGGUUGCGCUGGGUCUGACCAGUUUGUACGAUGGAGUUGAUAAACGAAUGCAAGUGGUGGUAUCUUCUAACAGAGUGACCACUGCUGAUAACGCCUGGGUGGAUGCGGACAAAUACCGAUUGAUUGGAGAGAGCGGUAUCGUUCUUCAAUACCUUUGGGGUAAGAAUCCAAUUGUUUCCUAACUUUAGAUGAAAUCUGAUGUAGUCCCAUAUCGUAGCAGCACAAUAGAACAUAUAAUAAAUGCACUGCUUGAUCGUA